Messenger RNA from Lytechinus variegatus (green sea urchin), 5392 nucleotides. RefSeq lists its product as uncharacterized. The transcript has 25 exons. NCBI's taxonomy places the organism in Eukaryota, Metazoa, Echinodermata, Echinoidea, Temnopleuroida, Toxopneustidae. Gene Ontology annotation, molecular function: protein binding. The record is from RefSeq and is a predicted model, not a curated record. Bases 119 to 5392 code for a protein of 1757 amino acids.
UUUCUCUUUGCUGGCGCGGCGGCCGAUAUUCGACGGCAUUUCAUUACACGUCCCUCAUCAUCAACGUUCGACCAUCUCUCACUUCACGAGUAGGUGAUCUAAGAGUGCUCUAAGAAAGAUGGGAGACGGUUUGUUAUUUCAUCUGGGCUGCCUUCUGGCCUGUAUAACCCUGGUGAUUGGGUACAAUAUUCAGAACGUCAACAAACAUGAUGUUGUUGAACAAACGAGAGAAAGGCGAGGUGAUCAUCAACAUCGAUCUCGGCGCGCUUCUAGAUAUAGAAAUGUGAUAUUAGAAGAGAUCGGCUGGGACAUCUCGGCCAAACAUCAUCAUGGCUACUACCAUCCCAGUAUCUCCAUAAAUGUCACCUUCCAAACAUCAAGGGCGGGCGAUAACAUCAAAGGACGAGGUCUCUGGAAGAUUGGUCUGUUUCGAAGUCUAUAUCGAGAUGGGUUUGGUGAUCGGGCUGGGCCGUACGUUUAUCAACUUCUUAGCGAUGAGGAGGCUUCAAUGGGAGUCCGUACUGGAAGACCAUAUCAUUUUACAAAUCUCCAAACAGUGUAUGAUUUGAAUGAGGUAGGGUGCGAUGUCGAAUUCCAUCAUCUGUGUAUGGAGUUCACACAAGGUGAUAGCCCAAGUCCAUGGUACAAUCUCACUAUUGUAUCCAUAACUGGAAGUGCAGUACUAUGUACUGAGAUACCCUGUUUCGGCCGAACCGGUCCAGGGGUGGAUAGAAGAUGUCGCCUCCCGUGUCCGGAAGAUGAACCUGUUUGUGGAAAUGACGGAAUCACCUAUCCCAGUUCAUGUGAGGUUGACAAUUUGAUCAGAUGUCUGUCACGGGAUGUAACAAUAGCUUACUACGGGGAAUGUCGAAUAGGAGUUAUCAUGGAGAGUAUGUUUUGGUCUGCCAGUGUUGUAGACAAUGAACCUGGUGAACUGACUGAACUGGAAAUGGAAGCGUUCCUCUUUGCCAACGAGUCCAGUGAGAGUGUGGCUGGAACAAAUCUAUGGCGUAUGGGAGUAUUUGGCAGCAUGAAUGUCGAUGGAACUGGACCGAAGUUUGGUUAUGUACCACAGAUUCUUGAUGAGACUGCUGCAAGUCAGGUAUUAGUUUCUGGCCUCCCACUUCCAAUCAGAGCCCGGUUCCAUUUUGAUGUGGCAACAAUCGGCUGUAAUGAAUUUGAUUUUAUGUGCAUGGAGUUUACUCGUGACAAUGCUGCCGAACCAUUCUUCCCAUUCCAGACCAAUAGUGGAAAGGACACCUUCACAAGUUGUCGAGUCGCGCCAUGUGAUCCUUUAGCCAGCUUAAAUCGUAUGGCAGUUGGACCAGUGACUUGGGGUAUAACAGUAGCAACCUUCCGUCGGAGUGCACCCAGUGAUAUCGUAUUGGACGUGCUGGUCCAAAUCACUCCUGACAGCGAGUUAAUUCAAGGGAAUGGGCUUUGGCGGAUAGGAUUAUUUGGUAGUCCUUUGGCCAAUGGAAGUUCUUCUGAGAGGUUUAACUACGUCCGACAGCUCCUUGACCCAGCUCUUGCAUCCUUACCUAUUACACCUGGCCAAAAAAUUAACUUUCCUGCUCUUCCUGCUCAAUUCAAAAUAAUUGAACUGGGUUGCUCCAGGUACAAGUACAUCUGUCUAGAGAUUGCCAAAGGUGAUGAACCACAGCCAGACUUUGUCUUUCACAAUGACCAACAGAAGCCUCUCAUCUUCUGCAAAUCUGUGUCUUGUCCUGGUCCCCCCAAACCUGUUGUGCGGCUGCUUAGUCUUGACUGGAAUUUAGGCCUUAUCACGCAUCGCAUUGGUAGCCCAAGCAAUGUCAGCAUCAUCGUGUCGAUCGCUACUUCAGAAAGAUCUUCACCUGUCAAUGGUACUGACCUGUGGAAACUUGGAUUCUUUACAAGCGGUGAUGCUAAUGGAGUGGGUGGCAGGAGAGGCCAGUACAAAGAACAGAUCCUAAGCCAAGCAGAUUCUUCACAUCCCAUCAUUCCCGGGAUGCCACUGAACUUUGUUAAUGUUCUCACUUCAAUUGACAUAACUGGUAUGGGAUGCGCAGGGUCCAACUUCAGUUACACCUGCAUUUCUUUUGCGAAGGGAGAUGCCGCAGACCCAGACUUUGACUUACCAUUACGUAAUGAUGAAGCUGUUUCCUGCAAGAGAAUUGCUUGCCAAGCUGUUUCUGUUAAUGUCGCCAACUACAGAAGUAUGCGCGCUAGCUACGGUGUAGAAAGUGCACCCGGUGAAAGGGCUGUUCCUAUAAGGGUUAAUUUGAUGGUAACCCCUGGUGAUUCAACAAAAACAAUUACUGGGAAUCGAUUGUGGAAGGUGUCCGCUUUCGGAAGUGCAUCUUCUGACGGCAGUGGUUCAAGGAGAAGCGAAAUACCAAAUAUCCUGGAUUCAGAAUCCCAGCGUGUUUCCAUGCGACCAAGUCAGGAGAUGACAUUGAGUGGAGAUGUUGGGCUGCCUUUAGCUGAACAUGUGGGUUGCAGACCUGGCUAUGAGUACCUCUGCCUAGAAUUUGCUCGUGGAGAUAAUCCCACCAUGACAUUUUCCAUGAAUUCCAAUGUCAUGUGCCGACAAAUGGACUGCCAACCUGUUGGAGAUACUUCGAGGAGGCCUAAUACCGGUAACACCGGUAGUACUGGCCAUACCAGUAACACUGGUAGUUCUGGUAACACUGGGAAUGCUGCUGAUACAGCCAGAUGGCAGCGGAUGGGUGCCAAUUUACAGGGGCUUGGAAGUGACACAAUAGGUGCUUCACUGGAGAUACAUCCUCAUGACACUACUUCAAGGAUCACUGGAAGUGACCUGUGGAGGGUGGGAGCUUUUGGAAGUUCAAAUAGAGAAGGCACUGGAAGCAGAAAAGGCCAAAUACGAAACAUCCUUGAUGACCGAGCCAUGAGGACGUCUAUGGUACCUCGUCGUCCAAUUACUCUGUCUGGGGAUAUUGGUACUCCCUUGAGUAGAAGAUUGGGCUGUCUCCGUGGCUAUGAGUACCUGUGCCUUGAAUUUGAUAAAGGGGAUAGACCUUCUAUGCCAUUUAACAUGGAAUCAGGCAUCAUGUGCCAAGAAAUGCCAAGUAUAAACUGUGACACUUCAGACACAGGACAUGAAGUGGAAUCUGGAACUGUUGCUAGGUGGUCUCAAAUCGCCCCUGGUUACAGAAGGAAUCGUAACCGGGUCACUGCCACAGUAGACGUAACCCCUCAUCCUGAUACAGACUUAAUCCAUGGCAAUAAUCUGUGGAGGGUUGGAGUCUUUGGUAGUGAGCGUUCAGACGGAUCUGGACGAAGGAAUGGAGAAGUCCGAGACAUCCUCGAUUACUCUGGGCGUGGCCGAACCCUUCAGCCUCCGAGAGGAAGCAAUCAAAACAUCAUCGAGCUCUCUGGUUCUUUCAAUUUCCCUGAUGGAUGCACAAGAGGAUACCGCUAUUUGUGUAUAGAGUUUGAUAAAUCAGAGAAUCCCAGCAUGGAUUUUUCCAUGAGUCGGCCAGAUCCAGGCUGUAUGGAACAGCAAUGUGAUGGACCCAGGGUAGAUCCAGGGGGUUCUGGUACAAGUGGUGGUAGCGGUGGUAGCCAUACUGGUAGUAGUGGUGGAAGCCAUGGAGAUACAUCAGUUGAAAUCACUGGCCUGUCAUGGGCACCAGUGAGGAGUCGUGGAAGUAAUUUCUUUGACUCUGCGGAAGCUACCGUCAACCUGAACUUUGAACCAGGCCCGACAUUCGAAGGUUCAAAUCUGUGGAGGAUGGGAGUUUUCGCAAGUCCUGAUUCUGAGGGCCAGACAGAUCGACAAGAUGAAACCGAGCAGAUCCUCAGUAGUGCAGACAGAUCAAGGACCAUUCAACAGAGAAGGGGAAAUACAUUCCAAAUAAGCAAUCCUCGUGUGAAUAUCUCUGAUGCUGGAUGUGAAGGAAAGAUCUACUUAUGUUUUGAGUUUGGCCAGGCCAGGAAUCCCAACCCGUCCUUCAGCAUAUCAGGCCCGCAUGGUAAUGGACAGACAAGGAUAUCAUGUAAAAGGCAGACUUGUAGAAUAACAAAAUCAGUUUAUGUGAUGAAGGUCACCCCAACCUCAUCUAACCCUCAGAUAGUAGCACAGGAUGAUAAUGAUGUACGAUUUAAUGUCGAGGUCAGAUUCGAUCGGCCGAGGACUAUGAGCAUUACGGGUACUGAUCUCUGGAGAAUGGAGGCCUGGGCUUCAAAUUCCAAUAGAGCAAGUGGAAGGAAACUAUCUCACUCCACACAGAUCCUGAAUAGUGACUUUGUACGGGAUACUGUGGUCACCAAGGGUACCGACAGUUCAAGGAUUGGUGACUUUUCGUUUACGAACCUCGAACAUAGAAUUGAUAUGAGACCCGAUGUGACAUGUAAGCAAGUGAAGUUCCUGUGUGUCAAGCUGCAUAAGGACAAUCCACACCCAGAUUUUGAACUUCAAGUGAGAGAUAACAACCCUGAUUUCCUCAUGGGCUGCCUCAAACUCCAGUGUGAAGGUGUUAACAUGACUGCUGAUUUGCUCUCCACCUCAUCACCCUCUCGUGGUAUUGUCCAUCCCACAUCCCUUCCUUCCCUUCACCCUUCCCCAAUUCCUUCAAAUCAAACAGCCGCGUCCGAGAAGAUGUUCGUGGUCAAUAAUAUAGGAAUAAGUCGGGAGGUGAACUCAGCUGUGCAGUCUGGUAGGAACAAUGACAUGCUCCUCAACUUGAAUGUGGUUCAUGACAGAGGAACCUCUACCGAAGUCACCGGACAACCAGGGUGGGCUGUUCAAGCUUGGGGCAGUUCCAAGAAAAACGGAAAGAAGGCCAAAAUUUCUCCCGCUAAUCUAAAUCUUGGGGCAGAAAGACAGCAGAAUUUCGACAGGCGAACCCCGGUCAGAUUCAACAGGAUUCCCUACACUCUUGAUCUGAAUGAUGGCUGUCAAAACGUAAAAUACUUGUGUGUGAAGCUCUCCAAAACAGGACCUGGCUUCACCCUGAAGGGUAGACCAAAUAGUAAAGCUCUCACAUCAUGUACAGCUUUGACAUGCAUGGGAGAUCAAGGUAGUACCCCUUCUAGAGAUACUGGUCGUGGACAAGGUGCUGGACAGGCUGCUGAACGCCCUCGAGUGGAAUGGGAAUCAUUGGCUACUAACAUGAACUAUCCACUGACGACUGGAGAGGUGAAAGUGACCAUGGACGCCACCAUGGGAUUCACAGCGAAUUCUGGAGUGCCUUCUGGUCCUGGACUGUGGCACAUGGCAGUCUAUGGCAGCCGUGAAGAUUCUGAUUCUACUCAUGAUAAGUUUGGAUAUACUGGCAACGUUCUAACACCCAAACAGGCCAAGACCCGCAUUGCACCUGGAAGGUCUACCACUAUCAGCGGAAUUUCAUUCAGAAUGGAUAUGUCUAGAAUCAUGGAAAGCUAG